AUGACAUCCUUUGAGAUGCAAGAGGGCCUCAUAACUUAUGACACAAAUGGGAGUAUUAAUUUGCUACCUGGAUACAUGUUUGAUCCCACUAAUGAAGUUCUUGUGGAUUUCUACCUUAAGAGGAGGAUCUUUGCUCAACCUCUUCCUGUUCAAAUAAUUCCAGAUUUUGAUGUGUUUCAGAUUGAGCCUUGGGGGCUUCCCGGAGAUGGAAAGAUUUUCAAUGAACGCAAGUGCUUCUUCUAUAACACCAUGGGACGUGACCUUGGAUGCCUUAACAUGAGAACAGCUGGGAUUGGCCAUUGGAAGGUUGUGGAGAUAGCCAAAGAUGUUCCUAUCCCUCAAAGCAAUGAGGUGAUUGGGAAGAGAAACACCCUAGUUUUCUGGGAGGUACAAGGAGCAUGUUAUAGAAAGACCAAAUGGGUGAUGCAUGAGUUUCGCCUUGUGUCAACACUUAACCCAUCUAAGAUGGCAAAUUGGGUUGUGUACCGCAUCUUUCAGAAAAAUGAUUCAAAAAAUGUAAAGAAAGUAGAAGAGUCUAAUGUGGAGAGCUUCAACUAUGACAGAAUUGAUGGAAGUGUUGAGGUCAUUGAUUUUAAAAAGGAGAAUAAAAAUUUCUCAUGUCUUACCUCGAUGACCCCUUCCUUUAAGUGA
This is a messenger RNA of Lotus japonicus, 651 nucleotides long. RefSeq names its product NAC domain-containing protein 83-like. Gene Ontology annotation, biological process: regulation of DNA-templated transcription. Gene Ontology annotation, molecular function: DNA binding. The record is from RefSeq and is a predicted model, not a curated record. Bases 1 to 651 code for a protein of 216 amino acids. NCBI's taxonomy places the organism in Eukaryota, Viridiplantae, Streptophyta, Magnoliopsida, Fabales, Fabaceae. The transcript has 3 exons.